AUGUUUAUACCCCUGCAAACAGGCAGCUUCCUGAGCAGGCGUGACUUCCUUUUAACAGGCUGCUACAGUCAAUCAACCUAUUCAGCAGCGUGUGUGUCCUCUCUGGCUUUAUCCCAUUCCCUGCUGCUUAUUCCCCCCUCCUUCCCCGGAUCCACCCAUCUACUGACCAGCCCAUCCCCCUCCAGUCACACUUCCAUGCCACACGAGGCCCGCAGUCUGACUCAGUGGAGAAAGUUACCCGGUCCUCCUGGCAUGGAGCGCGGAAUAGGGCGGCUGAUCAGACAGGUCACUCCAGAGGAGACUACUGAGGACUUGAACGAGGUUACCGGGGAAACGAAAGGCCAGAUACCAGUAGUGAUUGUAGUGGAUGGUACAGAUGGAGCUGAUUCAAAUGAAGAAGAAGCUGAGAGAAAAAGAAAAGCUGAGGCAGACCAGACAGCAGCCAAAGAAAGGGAAGCUCAGAGGCAGAUCAUGGCCAUGCAGGAACUGAUGGACUCGGAGAGGAGCUACCUGAAACACCUGCAGAUCUGUACAGUGACUAUCCGUUACAACCUUCAGCAGUUACAGCCUCCACUGGUCAAUCUAGAUGGAAUGUUCCAGCAUGUAGACAAGGUGAUGGAUUUGUCCGGUCGAUUCCUCAGCCUCCUGGAUCAAGUGCAGAUGAAGCCCAGUGAUCCUCAGUAUUUGGAAAAUCUCUGUGGUUCUUUCCUACGGUUGUCACCAGACAUAGAGUCAGCAUAUAAAGAGUACCUGGCUAACUAUGGUAACGUCACAGCUAUAGAGAACGGCUACAAGCAAAAUGAGGCUCAGUGGGCAGACAUGGUGAAAGUAAUCAAAUCCUCCGCGCCAGAUGUAAAUGCUUCAACUUUGAGUUUCUUCCUGGUGAUGCCAGUGCAACGAAUUGCUCGUUAUCCCCUGCUGCUGCAGACCAUUCAGAAACACACCGAUACCCAGCACCCUGCCUACCCCCAGCUGGAGCACGCUGCCCACACCGCUAUCCAGCUCAACUGCAAGAUUAACGAGUACAAACGCUUCCGUGAAGUGGCCGAUAAGUACAAGAAAACUGAAAACUUGACUAUCAAGGAUAAGAUCAACCGACUGAGUGGGCACAGCAUUGCAAAAAAGACUGCCAGACUGAGCCAGUUUAUCAAACAUGAGACUGGGAUUGUACAAAAGGUAAUAGAUGAAGAGUUUGAUACCCUUACUGGCUUUUUCCUUGUUCUGGAGAAAGGCAUCACCGAGCUUCAUGCUAACAUGAAAGACUAUCUCAAUCAUUUGCAGAGGUUUCUCAGCUGCAGACCCGAGGAGGCCGACUUGGACUUGGAGGGUGAGAAGGCUGCCCUUUUCUCAAAGGAAAUCACUGUAGCACUUAAACAGUGGAUUCUCCCUGCAUACGAAGCUCGUCUGAGGACUUUGGUCUUUAAACCCCUUUGUGCUCUGCGGGAGCUCAUGGCCGGCCCACGGAACCUGAUCCGGAAGCGACAGGACAAGCUGCUAGACUUUGAGAUGAUUGAGGAGAAGACGAGCCUGAGCUAUGAAGAGCAAGCUGUAGUCAACACCUACAAGACCAUAAACACUCUACUGCUCAAUGAGCUGCCCCAGUUCAACGGGAAAGCCCUGCAGCUGCUGUGGGCCACACUGGGAGCAUUCAGUUGCCUGCAGAGAGACCUGGCCAUGGAUAUGGAACAGCUCGCUACCAGCUUUACUCAUCAGCUCCCACAUGUUUAUCUGGACAACAGUGCAUUCUGGGAGUGGGCGGAGAGCUCAGUGCUGGAGGGAGCCAGAAGGCUGGAGACACUGGGUCAGAGUAUUCAGGAUGAACUCAAGGCUCCCAUUGUCCAGGCUGACAUCACGGUUACUGAGAAACGUCUGAAAGAGUUAAUCGACAGGCAUGGCACAGAGAAGCUUUACCAGCUGACCGGGCCUGUGGUGGCUACUCGUGAUCUUGACCUCACUCUGAAUAAAGGUGAACUGGUGGCUGUGAUUAGCGAGAUCGACACACGGGGAGACAAGCGACGCUGGCUGGUUGAUGCUGGAGGUCCCCGCGGCUACGUUCCAGCCUCCAAGCUGACCCGCUUUCAUUACGUAACCGCAGCACAGCCUCCGCCUUCCCCGCUCCUCAAUGCUACAUCCGCCGGCCCAGGAAUCAGGAGACACUCCUACACACCAGGAGUUCCACCAGUCCUUAGCAUGACUUUACCUUGUUUCCAGGUGUUUGCGGGGUAUGAUUUCACAGCACGAAGCAACCACGAGCUCUCUCUACGGGCUGGAGAACCGGUACGGGUGCUGGAGCCUCACGAUAAGCGCGGAAACUCAGAAUGGAGUCUGGUGGAGGCGCGAGGUCAGAAGGGCUAUGUACCCUCUAACUUUCUCACCAUGCUGCCUUCGAUGGUGUCAUCACCCACCUUUCCCUUCCGCUAGAAUCCUAACGUCAUGACAUUUUCUUAUGCUAAUCUGCUUGCACCCCAAACACACACACACACACAUACACACAUACACACACGCGCCAGGCCAUCAGGUGCACUCUGAUCGCUUGGAGAGUUUGCGUGAGCUGAAUUGGUGCUUGGGCGUCGUCGCAGAAAGCCUUUCCGCUUCACAAUGAUUCUUAAAGCCUCUAGAGGAGAAAACGUUUUGUCACGGUGGCACUAACUGGUGGAGAUGAGCUGUGUGCGACUGACUGAGCGUACGCCGCGUGGAUUUAACAGACUCUUCAGCAGACUUAUUUGUCAAAGCGAAUCAGCUCUCCACUUUGACUGAGCGUGUGAUGGAGUGGGCAGAGUGAUGGGAUGAUGGGGGCUAUGAACGUGCUUCAUGCCCAGUGCCCUUCUCUGCAGUGUCUGUCUGCAUUGGAGGCAUGAGUCAACACAGAAACUCGAUUUCUGUCUUGAAUGUAAUGGUCACCUGC
Messenger RNA from Trichomycterus rosablanca, 2905 nucleotides. It is a transcript of the gene arhgef37, whose product is annotated as Rho guanine nucleotide exchange factor (GEF) 37. The transcript is spliced from 13 exons. Lineage: Eukaryota; Metazoa; Chordata; Actinopteri; Siluriformes; Trichomycteridae. Gene Ontology annotation, cellular component: cytoplasm. The record is from RefSeq and is a predicted model, not a curated record. Gene Ontology annotation, molecular function: protein binding; guanyl-nucleotide exchange factor activity. The coding region runs from base 1 to 2421 and encodes 806 amino acids.